Messenger RNA from Aspergillus piperis CBS 112811, 1183 nucleotides. RefSeq names its product putative mitochondrial 2-oxodicarboxylate carrier protein. The transcript is spliced from 4 exons. The record is from RefSeq and is a predicted model, not a curated record. Lineage: Eukaryota; Fungi; Ascomycota; Eurotiomycetes; Eurotiales; Aspergillaceae. The coding region runs from base 162 to 1142 and encodes 326 amino acids.
UCCCGGUGAGUCCCCGACCCUCUCCGACUGCGGCCUCCUCCCUCGAUAAUCUCAUUCUCCAUCACUUCUUCCCUCUUUCUUCUUCUUUUCUUCCCCUCUCCCGACUCGUCUUCCCCGUCUGUUGUUUCGUCUGCACGCCUACUUUUGGCCAAUUCAUCACCAUGUCGAACAACGACACCCAGAAGCCCUUGCCCUUCGGCUACCAAUUCAUUGCCGGUGCCGUCGCCGGUGUGUCCGAGAUUCUGGUUAUGUACCCCUUGGACGUGGUCAAGACUCGAGUGUACGCUCUACCUCUCUUAUCUCUCCCCAAUUGCAACCACCCACUAACCUAUCCCACCCUCAGUCAACUCCAGAAGGGUACCGCGGUCGCCGGUGAGGAAUACUACAAUGGCAUGUUCGACUGCCUGCGCAAGAUCGUCAAGAACGAGGGCUUCUCCCGCCUGUACCGCGGUAUCUCCGCCCCCAUCCUGAUGGAAGCGCCCAAGCGCGCGACCAAGUUCGCCGCCAACGACAGCUGGGGCGCCUUCUACCGCAACCUGUUCGGCGCCGAGAAGCAAACACAGUCACUGGCGAUCCUGACCGGAGCGACGGCGGGAGCGACCGAGUCGUUCGUCGUCGUGCCCUUCGAGCUGGUCAAGAUCCGUCUGCAGGACCGCGCCUCGGCCGGUAAAUACAACGGCAUGCUGGACGUCGUGAAGAAGAUCGUCGCCGCGGAGGGACCCCUCGCUAUGUACAACGGUCUGGAAUCCACCCUGUGGCGCCACAUUCUCUGGAACUCGGGUUACUUCGGCUGUAUCUUCCAGGUGCGCGCGCAGCUCCCUGCCGCCGAGCCGGGCAACAAGAGCCAGCAGACACGCAAUGAUUUGAUCGCGGGUACGAUCGGUGGUACGGCCGGUACGAUUCUCAACACGCCCAUGGACGUCGUCAAGUCCCGUAUUCAAAACACCUCGAAGGUUCCCGGCCAAGUGCCCAAGUACAACUGGGCUUGGCCUGCCGUCGGAACUGUCAUGAAGGAGGAAGGAUUCGCUGCUUUGUAUAAGGGAUUCUUGCCCAAGGUGCUGAGAUUGGGCCCUGGUGGUGGUAUUCUUCUUGUUGUGUUUACGGGAGUCAUGGACUUCUUUAGGAAUAUGAGGGGCGAGUAAGAUCCUCCUUCUUUUUUCCGUUUUUGGAAUGAAUUCUUUCC